GUAGAGAGUGAGAAAAUGAACAUGGAACAGAGACUCGAGGAAAUUUUGACUGAACUGGCCUGCAGUUCAGCUGAUGUACCGAUAAACAUGCUCCCCAUCCCAUUUGACGGAGAAUUAAUUUUGGACUUCGGGGAAGAAGUUGUGAAAGACCUGAAAUCAAAGAAAGAGAUAUUAAAGUUUGAAAGAAGUUGGGUCGAGAUGGUCGAAGAGGAAGAAGUGCGACAGAAGAACUUAUCAAAGAUGGAAUCAGAAUUGAAAGCAAUGUCGCCACAAAUAAAGCUUAAAGAAAAGAUGCAGGAGGAACUAAUGAAAGAAGCCCCUAAAAAGAUCGUGAAGCUCAGGCAAACAUAUCUUGCCAUAGAAAAAUCUAGGAAAUUUUGGAAGACAACCCACGAAGAAUUAAAGGUAGUUUUGGUUAAAAGGGAUCAAGCGAAAAUAGAAUUCCAUCAUCAAAAGAAGAUCAUGUCAGAAGUGUUAAAAGGGGUUGAGGUAGUGGCAUCAAGGGAAAUUAAGAAAAGAAGGGAAAGAGAGGAAAGAAGGAAUACCAUUCAGAGAGCGAUGCACCAAGAGUUGAUGGUAGUGGCAUCAAGAGAACUGAAGAUAAGAAAUGAGAGAGAAGAGAGAAGGAAGACAACUUGGAAAGCUAUUCACAAAGAGCUGAUGGUAGCUUUGGUUAAAAGGAAUCAAGAGAAAAUAGAAUUCCAUCAUCAAAAGAAGAUUAUGUCAGAAAUGUUAAAAGAGCUUCAGGAAGUGGCAUCAAGUGAAAUUAAGAAAAGAAGUGAAAGAGAGGAAAGGAGGAAUACCAUUCAGAGAGAGAUGCAUCAAGAGUUGAUGGCAGUUUUGUCAAAGAAACAUGUAGAGAAAGUACAGCAUGCAAAACAGAAGGAAACGGUGGAUCAGAUGUUGAAAGAGCUUAAGGUAGCAGCAUCAAGAAAUUUGGAGAUAAGAAAUGAGAGAGAAGAGAGAAGGAAGACAAUCUGGAAAGCUAUCCACAAAGAGCUGAUGAAAUUCAACAAAGGCACCAACCCAGAGGACGAGGAAGAAGAUUUAUUUGUCCCUAGAAAGCUUUUCAUAUUCAACGUGGACACAUUUAAAACUUCUCCACAGAAUGUUGAGACUACACAAUGCCACAAGGAAACAGAGAUUAAGAAGGGCAAAAUUUAA
Messenger RNA from Saccostrea cuccullata (small rock oyster), 1164 nucleotides. Its product is annotated as trichohyalin-like. The transcript is spliced from 14 exons. The record is from RefSeq and is a predicted model, not a curated record. The coding region runs from base 16 to 1164 and encodes 382 amino acids. Lineage: Eukaryota; Metazoa; Mollusca; Bivalvia; Ostreida; Ostreidae.